AUGAUUUGCUCGAAUUGCUUCGCUGUCGGACACCGACGUGACGGUUGUCCACUCAGAAAACUAAAUCAAAUCAAGGAUUUAACACUCGAACUUGAAGCCAAAUACAAGAAAUCAGUAGACAUUGACAAAGAAAUCAUCCUAAUCAGAAAUGUGACGAGUGGUCUUGAGAAAAAAUAUAAAUUGGAGAUGAGAUAUUCGCCGUAUCAAAAAGGAAGAGCGAAGAAUGCGACACACACCAUGAUUACCAGAAGUAGGUCGCACGUAUUAGAGUCAGAUCCGUUGACGAAGAUGUUUAGCGUGGAACAGGGUAUAUGUAAGAACGAAAGUGAACGCUCACAAAAAGAUAAUAAGUUGCAGGUUAAGAAGGAAAAAUGA
Molecule: messenger RNA, 375 nt
Organism: Acaulospora morrowiae
Lineage: Eukaryota; Fungi; Glomeromycota; Glomeromycetes; Diversisporales; Acaulosporaceae
Source: the annotation of a GenBank genome assembly